AUGGGUUGUUUUCCUUGUUUUGAUUCAAGGGAAGAGGAAAAGCUUAAUACCCAAGAAGAGAGAGAUGAUCACAAGGAAGUCUAUCCAAGUAUUCCCUCCAAUAUCUCCAAAUUAUCAUCUGGUGCUGACAGGCUCAAAACAAGAAGCAAUGUUGGGCCGAGGAAGGAACCAUUGGGGCCAAAGGAUGCACCAGAUGUUCCGAUUGCUGCACAAACGUUUACUUUCCGUGAGCUUGCUACUGCUACAAAUAGUUUUAGGCCAGAGUGUUUUUUGGGGGAAGGAGGAUUUGGGCGUGUAUUUAAAGGGCAGUUUCCAAAUGGUCAGCUCGUAGCUGUUAAGCAAUUGGAUAGGAAUGGGCUUCAGGGUAAUAGAGAAUUUUUGGUAGAGGUUCUUAUGCUUAGCCUUCUACACCAUCCAAACUUGGUGAGUUUGAUUGGUUACUGUGCUGAUGGGGAGCAGAGGCUUCUUGUCUAUGAAUACAUGCCCUUGGGCUCAUUGGAAGAUCACCUACAUGAUCUUCCGCCUGAUAAAGAAUCAUUAGAUUGGAACACAAGAAUGAAGAUAGCAGCUGGUGCAGCUAAAGAACUUAUUACUGGACGUAAAGCCAUUGACACCACCCAACCACAGGGACAACAAAACCUUGUUGCAUGGGCACGGCCAUUGUUCAAUGACCGUAGAAAGUUCCCGAAAUUGGCAGAUCCGCGACUGCAAGGUAAGUAUCCUAUGCGAGGUCUUUACCAAGCACUAGCUGUGGCGUCCAUGUGUAUCCAAGAACAGGCUGCUGGUCGUCCUUUGAUUGGGGAUGUUGUCACUGCCCUUUCUUACCUGGCAAAUCAAGCCUACGAUCCUAGUAUAACUGCCGGGCCUGGCUAUAGAUUUUCUGGAGAUAAGGAUGACAACAGAAACAAAGAUGAGCGAGGUGGAAAAAUAUUGAGGAAUGAAGAGGGGGAAGGGUCUGGAUACAAAUGGGAUGUGGAAGGAUCUGAGAGGGAUGAUUCUCCGAGAGAAAUUACAAAAGUAUUGAACAGGGACUUGGACAGAGAACGAGCUGUUGCAGAGGCUAAAAUAUGGGGAGAGAAUUGGCGGGAAAAACGACGACAAAGUGUCCAAGGAAGUUUUGAUGGCAAUAAUGGGUAG
Molecule: messenger RNA, 1137 nt
Organism: Fraxinus pennsylvanica
Lineage: Eukaryota; Viridiplantae; Streptophyta; Magnoliopsida; Lamiales; Oleaceae
Source: the annotation of a GenBank genome assembly